AUGACUGAAUUUCGUGACUUUAUUGAAGGAAUGGAGCUGUUAGACCUUCUAGCGGUGGGCAGAAAAUUCACUUGGUUCAAUACUUCUGGUACUUCAAUGAGCAGGCUCGACCGAUUCCUUCUAUCGGAGUCUCUGAUUCGUAUAUGGAAUUUGAAUGCUCAGUAUGUUGGUGAUAAAACCUUUUCAGACCAUUGCCCAAUUUUUCUAAAGACAAUUGAUCUAAACUGGGGCCCCAAGCCCUUCAAAUUCUUUAGCGCCUGGUUAAAAUAUGAAGACUUCUUUCCUUUCGUUGAAAAAGCUUGGAAAUCGUAUCGGGUCAGUGGAAGGAAUAUGUUCAUCUUCAAGGAAAAAUUGAAGUUGUUGAAAACAGAUCUGAAAGUCUGGAACAAACAGAUUUUCGGAAUCCUAGAUUUGAAAGUUUCGGAUGCAGUGAAAGAGAUAAAUGAUCAGGACAUGGUGAUUGAGGCUGAUGACUAUUAA
This is a messenger RNA of Lathyrus sativus (Indian pea), 480 nucleotides long. NCBI's taxonomy places the organism in Eukaryota, Viridiplantae, Streptophyta, Magnoliopsida, Fabales, Fabaceae. The record is from the annotation of a GenBank genome assembly.